Trichomonas vaginalis G3 is the source of this 789-nucleotide messenger RNA. RefSeq lists its product as uncharacterized. NCBI's taxonomy places the organism in Eukaryota, Parabasalia, Trichomonadida, Trichomonadidae. The record is from RefSeq and is a predicted model, not a curated record. The transcript has a single exon. Bases 1 to 789 code for a protein of 262 amino acids.
AUGUUUGCUUUCGCAAUCUUAGCUUCAUCUAAGAUCAUUCACACCCCUGAUAUUUACAGGCCAGGUCCAUUAUUCCCAAGACCAGGCCCAUGCUUCCCAAGACCAGUUCCAACAUUCCCAAGACCAGUUCUUAUGAAUGCUGAACAAGAAGAAGACCCAGAGAACAUUGGCCCAGUUGUUGCUUGGCUUGCUGAACAGGCCGCAUAUGCUGCCGCUUGGGAAAUUGGAAAGUGGAUUGGUGGCAAGCUUCGUCACCAGGAUGCUGAAUCUAACUACAUCGACCCACGCUUUUUGUUAAAUGCCGACGAAGAAGUCGACCCAGAAAAUGUUUGGCCAAUCGUUAUUGCUAUUGCAAAGGAAGUUGCUAUUUCUGCUGCUACAGAAGCUGCUAUUGCCGCUGGCAAGUGGGGAUGGCAUAAGGUCUUCGGCCAAGAAGCUGAAUCCAACGCUUUCUUGCCACAUAUUCCAAUCCGUAUUCCAGAUCCACGCAUCCCAUUCCCAUUCCCACGCCCAUUCCCAUUACCACGCCCAUUCCCAUUCCCACGCCCAUUCCCAUUCCCACGCCCAAUCCAUCGCGCAAACGCUGAAGAGGAAGAAGAUGAAUCCAACCCAUGGGGCCCAGUUAUCAAAGAAAUUAUCAAGGAUGCCGCUAAAUCCGCUGCAGCUCAGGCCAUCGUCGAAGGUGGAAAGGCUGCAUGGCACAAGGUUUUCGGCCAAGAAGCUGAAUCAAACUCAUGGCUCCCACGUUACCCACAUUAUCCACAUUAUCCAAUCUGGAAAACUUACUGA